AUGAAGGAAUCCAAUUUAAGUAUCCAUACUUUUGUCGAUGCCAGCAAGACAGCUUAUGCGGCAUGCAUUUUCUUAAGAAGUGAAUCCAGUAUGGGUUCAGUGACUGUUCAAUUACUUCAAGCCAAAUCACGAAUAACUCCAACGAAGACUAUUACUAUACCACGACUUGAACUAAUGGCUGCUACCAUAGGUGCUAGGCUGUUUAGUUCUGUGAAGCAAGCUCUAAAACUUCCCAACAUCAAGACUUACUUUUGGACAGAUUCUUCCACAGUUCUUGUGUGGAUAACUCGUCGAGAACAGUGGUCGGUAUUCCUUACAAACAGAAUAAGUGAAAUUAGAAAAUUGACAAUUUCGGAAGAUUGGUUCCAUAUUUCAACUGACCAGAAUCCAGCAGACUUUUUGUCAAGAGGUUGUGGACCUAGGCAACUUCAGAAACGCAAGUGGUAG
This is a messenger RNA of Stegodyphus dumicola, 447 nucleotides long. RefSeq lists its product as uncharacterized. Lineage: Eukaryota; Metazoa; Arthropoda; Arachnida; Araneae; Eresidae. The record is from RefSeq and is a predicted model, not a curated record.